UGAUUUAUAAACAAAAAAUGAGCUUACAAAAUGCCAAUAAUUGUAUUGAAUUUUGAAAUAAAAGUAUUAUCAAAGCUUUAAAUAUUUGAAAGCAGUUUUUAAAUGACUUAUAUAAAAUAAUAAUACGAGAUGGCGUCUUUAAGCGUACGAGACCAGAAGCUCGAACAGCAACGGCAAAUAAUGGAGCAUAAGAUGAAACAAAAGAGGCAGAACUCUGGUAUGGUUCAAGCCAAUGAUCUUAGGGUAGGCUCUGCUAAGCGCCCCAUAUCUGGAAGCCGAUCUCGAGAACUCCACGGCUAUGAUGGUCCGAUGCAAUUUCUAAUGUCGCCAGUAAAUCCAGACCAAGUUAUUCCUCUCCAAACAAAUAGAGUCUCAACGUACGAUGAACUUGGCAACCAAAUAGAAGUAUUGACUGUGGGUGAUGACGUUGGCGAAGGCAGCGGCGAGGAAGAAGGGGAAAGUGUACCAGUUUGUAGUAUGGGGCGGGACGCUAGUACUGAUGACGUCUGCGCCGACGCAGCGGUCGCUCCUUUGCAGAACAGAGCACAAAGGGAAGAUUCUCCUAGCCAGACUGCAGAAAUCGAAGGUUCAGUUGAAGGCUCCGUAGAGACGUUCGUUAUAACUCCGGCUAAACAUGGUACGCUUUACAAGUGCAGGAUAGCGAGAGAUAGAAAAGGCAUGGAUAGAGGACUGUAUCCCACUUACUUUUUGCAUCUUGAGAAGGAUUAUGGGAAGAAAGUGUUUUUGCUGGCUGGCCGUAAACGCAAAAAAUCCGCGACUUCAAACUACCUGAUGUCAACAGACCCGACCGAACUAACCCGUCAAGCGGACAGCUUUGCUGGCAAACUGCGCUCCAAUCUAUUGGGCACAGCAUUCACUGUUUACGAUAACGGUAAAGCGUGGCGCAAGAACCACAGAGACCCGCCCAGGCAUGAGCUUGCUGCCGUUGUUUAUGAUACAAACGUCCUAGGCUUCAAAGGCCCCCGAAAAAUGACGGUCAUCCUACCGGGAAUGACGCCGGAUCGUCAAAGGGUUACAAUAGCGCCUCAGGACGACAGCGAAACCCUUCUAGAGCGUUGGAAGGGCAGUAGCUUGGAUGAUAUUGUGGUAUUGCACAAUAAAACUCCAGUAUGGAACGAUGAGACCCAAUCCUACGUGCUUAACUUCCACGGGAGAGUUACACAGGCGAGUGUUAAAAAUUUUCAGAUCGUUCACGAUUCUGAACCAGAUUACGUGGUGAUGCAGUUUGGAAGGAUCUCUGAGGACGUCUUCACUAUGGACUACAGAUACCCUUUGUGCGCUUUGCAGGCUUUCGGUAUUGCGCUCAGUUCGUUUGACAGCAAAUUGGCUUGUGAAUAGUUGUUUUUUGUGAGUUCCUUCGAUUAAUAAUCUAAUAGAUAUGCUUGUGAGUCGUCGAAAAGUGACCUUGAAGGUUCUAAACCAAUUUUUAGCGUCUAAAUAUGCAAAAACAAGUGACGAAGUAUUGCAGGCGUUACAUACAACGGACAACAAUUUUAAUUUGCUACUAUAAUCCGCUAAAACUAGCCAAAUCGGCAAGGUAUAAUUUCAGGGGUGUUCAAGAGUUUAUCUGUGUGGACUGUGCAGAUUUGGCGAAUUAUAGUAUUCACGUUUAACUUUUUAUACGAAUAUCUUAUUUAUUUCUGCUUAUUUAUGUUUUACACAACACUACAAAUAACGUUAAUUAUAAUUAUAACUUUUGAUUUAGAUUUUGCAAUGGACCUCAUAUAUAGUACAUUAUUAAUCGAAAAUUCCCUUAAAUGUAAGUUAUCAAGUAAAUAAAGUCUUCAGCUUUUAUCUGUCGUUUAAAAUGGACUACCGAACGUCAUGAUUUGACAAUUCAACAUAAAGCAUUGCUUUAUGUUGCAUGCUAUGGUCAUUUCUAGAAGGUUUCAAUCUCCUGUCUUUCUAUUUUAUUUAUGUUAUUCUCAUAAUAACGUCACUGCUUGUUACCAGUUUAAUGAUCCAAUAAAAAAAAAAUUAAAUAAUUAAGGCAGAUUGACGCUGCUGUGUUAUUUACUUGAUAACCUUUUUUACCCUGUGGAUCACGAGUUGAGUUUAUAAGGAGAUUGUAAAAAAAUAUUGCAUUUGCAUUUAAGUGAGUAUACAGUUUAGAAACGAAGGUAUUUGUGCGAUGUUACUGCGGGUUUCGGCUUUUCUUCUUCUGACGGUCAUUUGCGGCAAGGAUACAUUUAUAAUGAUUUUUCACAUGCCCUUACUUCAAGGUCACAAACUCUGCAGUAACAAUAUGCGGCUUCAACGACAAUAAAUAGAGUCCCAAAAACUCUUAAGUUGAUGCAUCAUGAGCGUUAUAAACAAAAUGGCAGAUCCUACGCGCUGUAUCACUGUUUUCGAAAUGUAUAAUCACUUGGCUUGUAACUAAAUAAACUCAAACAUCAAAGUUUUUAGGUAGUUUUUAGUGUAGAUAUAUUUUACAAUCAUGUUUUUUUACAAGGCUGGGUCUUGUUUUAUCAAUGUUGUUUGAUAAACUAUUGUUAAGUAUCAUCACGGAUUGCGAUUUUUAAGGUUAAACGCACAAUUAUUACGCAUAUUUUAAGUUAUAUCUUAGCAAAUAUUUAUGGGAUCUUGCGAUAUGAAGCGGCCAACUUGCUGGCAAAAUCAAGGACGAGGUUCUUCACAAGAUAUUGCCAGAACCCAAGAAAAUUUAGCCUAAGAAUAUCUAAAGUUUUAUAAGCAAAAUUUGUUGGACUCAGGCAAUGUCACGUGACAAACCCGGCGAAACUAGUUUGAUUUUAAAACGAAACUAGUUUGAUUUCAAAACGAAACUAGUUUGAAUAUCAACCCAUUACCGGCUAACGGGUCUGCUCCCACAAUGAGAAGCGUGAUGUUAUAAGCAAUAAAUCUGCGAGUAGGCAGAGCCCAAAAAACUAUUACAGCUUCAAAUAUACUACAAAGUAUAAAUAUACUACAAAGUAUAAAUAUACUACAAAGUAUAUUGAAAGGUUUUUCUGGAAAUCUACGCACACUAUUUAGUUCUGGGUGCUUGUGACGACAUAGGUUGUGUUUUGUUUGAGUACGGCAUCGAGGAACCAAUGAUAGAAGUAUUAGUUUUUUUGAAGUAUUAGAUGAUUGUGUAACAAUUCGUAGAGGUUAUUUAACUAGUUUUAAUGGUCCAAGAUGAGAGUCCAAGAAGGAUUUAAGUACGCGUAUGGACUGUUCCCCUAUUUGGGAUUUUAGAUUGUACGUGUCAUAACCACGGUUCUAUGAACUUAAUAAACCUGACGUGUACUUGAGGCUUGGAUUUGCCACCGAUUUUAUUUCAAAUCCUAAUAAAUACUUGGCCAAGGGCGUUGUUUUUUACAAUAGGCUAUAUUCUCUGUCUGUUACUUGUUUUGUUUGCGUUUUGUAUUGUAUUACAAUGUAACGUUUGGUAUUUUAAUAUGAAAUUAAAAAGAAAAACAUUUAUUCAGCAAAUUAUACAAAUAAUAUGCAUUAAAAGAUAAAUAAUAUCUUAGUUAUUUGAGAUCUUCAGCCUCAUGACAUCCAUUUCUUAAUUUGAUCAUAAAAUAUCUGAAAGACACCGAGGGUAAUGUGGCAAAUCCAAAUUGAAUAUUAAUUUUAAACGUACAAGUAAGUCUGUGGCAUAUUUGGUGUGUAGAUAGCUUUAAGACACUUGAUAAACAUUCCGAGAAUUAUUUAACUAUUUAUGUGUCGAAAAAUAACAAUAAGAAACGACACAGGCUUACGGAUAAAUUUGUGCACUGCGGUGAAAGUAUUGUACUUGAUUAAGAUAAAUUAUAUUAUAGUAAACACAAAUCUUUAUGAACCCUAUGUAUGAACACAACAUAAGUGCCUGUAAUACCUACAUGAACUAAGGAUUUUUUAAUAUGAAUUUGAAAUUAUGAAUAUGGGUCCAAAAUUUAAAUCGCGUCGCAAAGGGCAAACGGAUUGCGGUAAGGCGCUAGCAAAAGUAUUUUAUGUUUAGGAAUGCAGGAAGUGCCCUAAUGUAUCGAUAUAUUGGUGAAAUUGGUUGCGCCCCGCUUUCUCAGUCCAAGGCAAGGGUGCGAUUCUCACAACUGGAAAAUGUUUGUGUGAUGAACAUGACUGUUUUUCAGUGUGUAGGUGUUUAUUUGUAUAUAAGUAUUUAUGUAUCAUUUAUUGGUUAUCUUAGUACCCAUAACACAAGCUACGCUUAGAGUGGCUUUACGUGGUGAUGUUUGUUUCGUAUUAUCAUUAUUUAUUACUUAAUUCCAGCGGUUUCAGUGAGUGGAAAUACUUAAUCGAAUUUAAGUUUCGGUAUCUCAUAUCUUACUGUUCUCAUAUAAUAAAUGUCGUUCAAAAAUUAUCGAUAUGUCAACAAAAAUAUAUAUUAUUAUACAUCCUAUAGCCCACAAAGAUUUGUGUAUACUUAGAGUUUAGGCGCGUAUUUAAGUAACCGGGAGAAAAUGAUUUGAUGUCACAAUAAUCAUAUUCCGCGCGAGAUUUUUGAGACAAGAAAUCAAAUUAAUUUCUUUAGGCUGUUAGUAAAAUAUAUUUAGAAUGAGUUUGAUUCCUUAUUUAAGUUUUAUUAUAUCAAUGGUUGGGCUAUUUCGGUUACACAAAUCCCAGAUAAAACUAGCAGCUCUAAGUGUGCUAUAAGUGCUAACAAAAUAUCCCGAAAAAGAUGACACUAUAUCAGAGAGACGGCCAAAGUAAAAUGGAUUUAAACUUCCUACUUUUAAGGCUUCACUUUAUUCACAGUAACAAUAAGCAUUCCUAGCAGUCCGAUGUUCGACUUUCAAGCUAUAGGCAUAAGGCCCAUUUUCCUUCGACUGUUUUGAUAUAUGAAUACGAGGUUACUAUUUUAGGCGUGAAAUUCUUAUAGCAAGAGCGCUGUUUUAAGUUUGAUGUGGGAUUGUGUUCAAUUAAAUUUUAACCAUUGUGUCCUAAAUGUAUUGACUUAACUUGCCUUUAUUUUAUUUUAAAUGUACAAAUUUUGUGUCAUUCGUAUAUAACAAAUUGAUUAUGCGUUUUUGUACUAGUCACUAUUACGUAUU
Pararge aegeria (speckled wood butterfly) is the source of this 5015-nucleotide messenger RNA. RefSeq names its product protein king tubby (gene ktub). Bases 130 to 1359 code for a protein of 409 amino acids. Gene Ontology annotation, cellular component: cilium. NCBI's taxonomy places the organism in Eukaryota, Metazoa, Arthropoda, Insecta, Lepidoptera, Nymphalidae. The record is from RefSeq and is a predicted model, not a curated record. Gene Ontology annotation, biological process: protein localization to cilium. The transcript is spliced from 7 exons.